This is a messenger RNA of Branchiostoma floridae (Florida lancelet), 1071 nucleotides long. Its product is annotated as tyrosine-protein kinase receptor Tie-1-like. NCBI's taxonomy places the organism in Eukaryota, Metazoa, Chordata, Leptocardii, Amphioxiformes, Branchiostomatidae. The transcript has 3 exons. Gene Ontology annotation, cellular component: signaling receptor complex. Gene Ontology annotation, biological process: cell surface receptor protein tyrosine kinase signaling pathway; multicellular organism development; protein phosphorylation. Gene Ontology annotation, molecular function: transmembrane receptor protein tyrosine kinase activity. The record is from RefSeq and is a predicted model, not a curated record. The coding region runs from base 18 to 269 and encodes 83 amino acids.
CUACACCGUAUUCCACCAUGACAGCCCUGCGAGCUGUUGAUGAGGUUCAAAGAGGACUGAUAUUACAGAAGCCACCGCACUGUACAGACGAUCUAUAUUUCAUCAUGGAAAACUGCUGGCAUUUUGUACCCGACGAAAGACCACCCUUCUCAGAGCUGUCGGCAGCUUUAUCAAAGCUUAUAAUGGACGCGAAGGAUCACAUUAUGCUGAAUCAUUAUGACGAGCACCAGUACGCCAACCUGGAACGGUCAGCUGAAGAGCUAUGUUAGACAAACUACCUAUUCUCUGAUAUUGAUGAUCAUAUCUGUAAAUGUUACAUUACACUAUCAUCAAACAAUGCUGAGUCCAUAGAUAUUGUAUGGAAGAAAAGCCAUUCUAUCUUAUAUGUUGUUGUUUUUGAGUCACUGCCACUAUCGUGAAGAGUUCUAUACAUGAGUGGUUUAACAGAACAUUUCUGCUAAGACCUUUCUUCUUCUAUAACUUGAUUGUCAUAAUACCAUGACUUAUUGAUACCUGAAAAUAUACUGAGUACUGUUUGACAAUGUAUUUGAUUUUGCAUAGACAGCAAAGACCAUAUAAUCUACACGAAAGUCAAUGAAAAAGAUUCUUCUGGGCAGAGUGUACAUGAUUGUAUAUUCUCGAUUAGAUGUUGUUACAUACUGUUGAAACAUUGUUGCUGAAACUGCAUCAUAUGAACACAUUGCCAUUUCUCAGCAUCAUUUACAUGAAGAUUUUUUCCUUUUUAAAUCCAACAGACAUUGCAUAGAGACUGUAUAAUAGCAAUAUGGUUUGUUAAUACAUAUGAGAAAGUUCAUAUAACAGAAAUCCAUUAUUUUUGGAUAAAAUGAAACACACAAAGGAAAUUCGUAUGAGUGAAAAAGGCAAAGUUUACACGCCAAUGUGCAUAUGAAGUAAAAGGAUAUAGUAGCAGAAUCGAGAUAGUUUAUUUUUCUAUGUGCUCUAAACAAACUAAAUCCAAUAGUACUUGAUAUUGUUAAUAUGACAAUUGUACAAGGCGAUUCCUUUCCUUACACGUACAUUCAACGUAACUAAAUAAUUACAGUUACCCUA